AUGGCAGACGAGUACCCUUCCGCCGAAGUAAUCGGCAUCGAUAUCUCAGCAGUUCAGCCAGCCUUUGUACCGCCAAACUGCAUAUUCCAGAUUGAUGACGCCCAACUUGACUGGACGUUUGAAACGAAUGACUUCGACUUCAUUCAUCUCCGCUAUCUUUACGGUGCCAUUGACGACUGGCAGAAGCUCUUUCAUCAAGCUUACACGCAUAUACGGCCAGGCGGCUGGGUCGAAAGCCUCGAAAUCGAUAUCGAAACACGCAGCGAGAGUCCCGAAGUACAUAACAACAAGGAUCAUGUUUUCCGAAAAUGGUAUCAGCUCUUCUUUGAAUGCGGUCGCAAGACUGGUCGAACUUUUGAGAUUGCCAGAGAUGGACGCCAGGAAGAAUACAUGCGCGAAGCAGGCUUUACAGAUCUGGUGUCCCAGUCAUGGAAGGUCCCUAUUGGAGGCUGGGCGCAGGAUAAGAAGCUGAAGCAAGUUGGUUUAUAUAAUGGUGCUUUCAUUGAGCAGUCUAUCGAUGGUUUUGCUGUCUUUCCGAUCGGCGAGAUAUUGGGCUGGCCGAUUGAGGAAGUUACGACUCUGGUCAAUGAGAUGAGAAGAGCAUUUAGAGAUCCUAGAUCUCUGCCCUACUUUGUUGUGCAUAUGGUUUAUGGUCGAAAGCCAGAGAUGUAG
Messenger RNA from Fusarium venenatum, 672 nucleotides. RefSeq names its product S-adenosyl-L-methionine-dependent methyltransferase. Gene Ontology annotation, molecular function: methyltransferase activity. NCBI's taxonomy places the organism in Eukaryota, Fungi, Ascomycota, Sordariomycetes, Hypocreales, Nectriaceae. The record is from RefSeq and is a predicted model, not a curated record.